Messenger RNA from Vombatus ursinus (common wombat), 2829 nucleotides. It is a transcript of the gene CDS1, whose product is annotated as CDP-diacylglycerol synthase 1. Bases 1 to 1380 code for a protein of 459 amino acids. Gene Ontology annotation, cellular component: endoplasmic reticulum membrane. The record is from RefSeq and is a predicted model, not a curated record. Gene Ontology annotation, molecular function: phosphatidate cytidylyltransferase activity. The transcript has 13 exons. NCBI's taxonomy places the organism in Eukaryota, Metazoa, Chordata, Mammalia, Diprotodontia, Vombatidae.
AUGUUGGAGCUGAGGCACCGGGCGGCCGGCGGCCUCGGCCCGGGAGCGGCGGCGGCCCGCGAAGGAGACGGCGCUGGCGGCGACCACGAAGCCGAGAGCACCAGCGACAAGGAAACUGAUAUUGAUGAUAAAUAUGGAGAUUUGGAUUCCAGAACUGAUUCUGACAUUCCAGAAGUUCCACCAUCCUCAGACAGAACUCCCGAAGUGCUUAAGAAAGCUCUGUCUGGCUUAUCUGCAAGGUGGAAAAAUUGGUGGAUUCGUGGAAUUCUUACUCUGACUAUGAUUUCAUUAUUUUUCCUGAUCAUCUACAUGGGAACAUUUAUGUUGAUGCUUCUUGUGUUGGGCAUCCAAGUGAAAUGCUUCCAUGAAAUUAUUACAAUUGGCUAUAGAGUAUAUCGUUCUUAUGAGCUACCAUGGUUUAGAACACUAAGCUGGUAUUUUUUACUGUGUGUGAACUACUUUUUCUAUGGAGAGACUGUAGCAGAUUAUUUUGCUACAUUUGUUCAAAGAGAAGAGCAACUUCAGUUCCUUAUACGCUACCAUCGAUUUAUAUCAUUUGCACUGUAUCUGGCAGGUUUCUGCAUGUUUGUACUGAGCUUAGUGAAGAAACAUUAUCGUCUUCAGUUUUACAUGUUCGCAUGGACUCAUGUCACUUUGCUGAUAACUGUAACUCAGUCUCAUCUUGUCAUCCAAAAUCUGUUCGAAGGCAUGAUAUGGUUUCUUGUUCCAAUCUCAAGUGUUAUCUGCAAUGACAUUACAGCCUACCUUUUUGGAUUCUUCUUUGGGAGAACUCCCUUAAUUAAGCUGUCUCCUAAAAAGACUUGGGAAGGAUUCAUUGGAGGAUUCUUUUCCACAGUUGUUUUUGGAUUCAUUGCUGCUUACUUUUUAGCAAAGUAUCAAUACUUUGUUUGUCCAAUAGAGUACAGAAGUGAAGUCAAUUCAUUUGUAACUGAGUGUGAACCAUCAGAACUUUUCCAACUUCAGACUUACUCUGUUCCCCCCUUAUUGAAGAGAGUGUUGAGAUGGGAUACAGUGAGCUUGUAUCCAUUCCAGAUACAUAGCAUUGCCCUUUCAACAUUUGCAUCUUUAAUUGGUCCAUUUGGAGGUUUCUUUGCUAGUGGAUUCAAAAGGGCUUUUAAAAUUAAGGAUUUUGCAAACACUAUUCCUGGACAUGGAGGAAUAAUGGACAGAUUUGACUGUCAGUAUUUGAUGGCAACUUUUGUGCACGUGUAUAUUACCAGUUUCAUAAGGGGCCCAAAUCCCAGCAAAGUACUUCAGCAACUGUUAGUGCUUCAGCCAGAGCAACAGUUGAAUAUCUACAAAACCCUGAAAUCUCAUCUCGUUGAGAAAGGACUCCUCCAGCCAUCCCUGAAGUUAUAGCUGGAUCCAUGAGGAACUUUAAGCAAUUCUGUAGAAAAGCACUGACAUAUAUUUUGCACCUGUCUAGAAAAAAUGAUUUAAUAUGCAGUAAAUUGAGGUUUUUAAAGACAUGAAUGUUACUUCUCUAAAAUUACUGUGAAUAUUUAAUAAACAUUUGAUCCAAGUAUGAAAUAUAUAACAAAUUGCUUGCAAAACUAUCCUGUAUUUUUUCUAGUGUAUCUCAUGAUGUUGACAAGACAUCCCACUCCUUAUCUACAGGGUUUCAGAAUGGAAGAACUCAAACAUUCUCAAAUGUAUAAAUUAAGGAAAUGUUAAGGUUGUCCUAGAUAUAUCCCUUGGCCAAGUAUUUGUCCAUGCGAUUCAAAACAGCCCUUUUAGCUAAAGGUUUUAUAGUACAGUAGAAAAUCCACUUAACCAGUAGAUUCUCGUUGUUUUAUUCUAUUUUCUCAAGGAUAACUGUGUGACUAAGGCAUGAAUAUACUUAGUAUAGCUGAAAAGAAUAAAAUCAUUUGUCAGGCAAAAGGGUAUUUUUUUUUAAAGAUGAGGGUAAAAUAAAGAGACUAAUCUGCAUAUCAGACAAUUGGCCAGCAUUUAACUCUUUCUAAUUAAAUUGUAUGUAACGUUCUCUAGGAUCAUCAGUGUGACUGAAGGACAAUAUGAAGAGCGUUCUGUUCUGCCUGAGGUACCCACUGUCAAACACUCCUUUGGGGAAAUGGAUUCAGAACAGUCACAGGUCCAAAACAAAAGACCCCAGUUUAGUUAGUAGACAUAUGGCAGGAUAUUUGCGGUAAGCUGUUUAGACUUAAGGCCAUUUCAGUUUCCUUUCCUUGACUGUAUUGGCCUCAUCAGAGAUGCUGACACCACUGUGGCACCAGGGGCUGCUUCUACACCAUUGGCUUAUAUCGUGAUCUAUCUUUAAAGUCGUGAGUAAAUCAUUGAACUUGAGGAAGGAGACUUUGAUCGAGAACAGAAAGUCCAAGAAGGCCAAGCCUUUGCUUUGGUUUACUGGAGACCUGAACCUAAUUACAUUUGUCAUAAAUGGAUCUAAACAAACUACUGAUGGUGUAGAAAUUCUCACUCUUUAUUUAGUUUACUGGUUGGAACUAACACUUGAAGAAAUUUAGUGCUCCUGGAUUAAACUACAUAGGGAAUGACAGAUGUAUCUGUAAAGAACAUUACACCAACAAGAACAGUCAAUAUUUUUGUUUAUGUCAGAAUUAAAUUCCAAUCACUUUUGAAUAUGUAAUGUGAGAAGUUUCUUUUAGCCUUAGGCACUAUGUAAGUAUUCUGUAAAUAGCCUGGAAACAUGAGAAAUGGUUGAAUGGAGAGCUGAGAAUUCUACUGCUUAGUCCUACAUUCAUUUGGUUAUCAUUUGUUAUUGAAUGAGUACAAUCAGCAAUAUCUCAUUGUGCUUUUCAAUAAAAAUCUCGAAAUGGCAUUGGAAGAUUC